CACAACGAGUUGACAUUUGCGCUUCUCACAUCUCUAAAAUUGUGCCGCUCGUUUUUCAUUGUACAAUUCAGUAGGCAUAUCAAAUUAAUAUUUUUACCAUUGACAAGCAUUAUACAUAAAGAUGGAUCAAAUCAUAAACAAGGAGAAUGCUGGCGUUUAUUUGCCUUCCAAUCCUAUGAAAAAUGGAGUCCCUCUUGGCAGUACAGCGUUAAAACAAACUGUAAAAAAGAGUGUGCUGGGAAAACUGGACAAUGUAAUGCAUCUAACGCCAGGAAUUACCCCAUUUAAAAGCAGCAAUGCUGUUAAACUUGAGGGAAGUAUUGCCAAGCUAUCGAUUCAAAAGGCUGCCAAGCAAAUGCCUGCAAAUCUAGGUAGGGAUCGAGAGGAGGUUAAUGUCAAAUCGUCCAGCUGUUUUUUGGGUUCUUACAUGGUGAGGCGCGACGCGAUCCAGCCCAUCAAUUUAUUCAACUACACGGACUUUCCGACUGAGCGAUGUGCAAAACAAUGCAGCAAACCAAUUACUGAAACCUGGCUGGAAAAGCAGUGUGAUUUUGAUGAUUUGUGCGAAAGAAUUCUACAUGACAUGCACACCCUGGAGGAAGAUUGGAACAAUGAAGAGAUACCACAGUUAGGCAACGAUUUCGAUGAAAAUCCACCUUUAUAUAAUUUAGAUAGUGUUGAAAACGAGGAAUGUGAAUCGUUCUUUGAUCUUCCCCUGCCGAGUUUCGUCAAUGUUGACAUUCUAUUUUAGAUAACUUGAAAUUUUUAUGUUUUAGAAUUUGUAUGUAUUUAAGGAUAAUAUUUGUGGCUAGUGACGUGAGUAAACUCUAGUAGUAAUUAAUAUGUCAUAUAUGUUCUUAGUUUUAACCAUUAAUAAAAAGUUAUGAAUAAUAUUUAGUAAUAUAUUCUACAGUAUACAAGUAAAUUAAA
Molecule: messenger RNA, 930 nt
Organism: Drosophila kikkawai
Lineage: Eukaryota; Metazoa; Arthropoda; Insecta; Diptera; Drosophilidae
Gene: pim
Product: pimples
Biological process (GO): chromosome organization
Cellular component (GO): cytoplasm; nucleus
Source: RefSeq, a predicted model, not a curated record